Molecule: messenger RNA, 3208 nt
Organism: Tachysurus fulvidraco (yellow catfish)
Lineage: Eukaryota; Metazoa; Chordata; Actinopteri; Siluriformes; Bagridae
Product: F-box/LRR-repeat protein 7
Exons: 5
Coding region: 344-1963 (539 amino acids)
Biological process (GO): SCF-dependent proteasomal ubiquitin-dependent protein catabolic process
Cellular component (GO): SCF ubiquitin ligase complex
Molecular function (GO): protein binding
Source: RefSeq, a predicted model, not a curated record
AGAGAGAGAGAGAGAGAGAGAGAGAGAGAGAGAGAAGUCGAGGUCCCUCAGCUCACAUCAGUCAGUGUGUAUUGAACUCAAGGUAGAGGGAAUGAAGUUAUCACUGUAAUUUUAAAAUACGGCUCUCAGUUCAGGGACACAGGAUGCUGCCGGUGUUGUGGACAACUUUACGCACGUCAUCGCGCACGUGAAGUCGGAAGAAAAACAUUAAUGGAUGCAUAAUUUUUUUUUCUAAACCAUGCAUUAGAUUUUUUAGGAUUUUUUUUUCUAAUUUCUAGUCGUAUCAGUGUACAAGCGUCAUGCGUAUUGCAGUGUGCUUCGGAUAGACAAUGCGCGCUUCAGGAUGGGAGCGAAUAACGGCAAACAGUGCGGAAGUGAAGGUAAAGGAAGCUCCAGCAUUUCUUCCGACGUGAGCUCCGGCACCGAUCAUACACCCACUAAAGCUCCCAGGAAUGUAACUGCCAGUGAAGUUUUCAGAUUGCUGUCUGCUGUCCCAGCAAAGACAUUUUGCCCCCCUGGAGAGAGAAUCUGUGUAUGUCAUCAUGACCUGGCAACCAAUCAACAUGGUCUCGGGUCAUGUCUGGAAUAUAAAUCUACACGACAAGAUUACCUGAUCAUGAGGACACAUAGCACCAAGAGUUCUGCUGUCAUCCUGAACUUGAGUCCUUCUCAUCUUUCUCCUCAAACUCUUCCCAAUGGAUAUGAGUCUCCCUCCUCAUCCCCAUCUCCAUCACCAUCUCCCACCAUUCCUAGAGAAACUGUUGCUAUAGUCCAUGCUCCUCCAGGAAACUGCAAAAAAGCCUCCAAACCUCACUCCAAUGCACACAUUGAAUUUCUUCCAGACCCCAUCUUGUUGCAGAUCUUUGCUCACCUGUCUACACCACAACUGUGUCAUUGUGCCCGAGUGUGCCACCGCUGGUACAGCCUGGCCUGGGACCCACGUCUCUGGAGAACCAUCCGACUAAGCGGAGAACUACUCCAUGCCGACAGAGCCCUGAAAGUCCUCACUCAGCGUCUGUGCCAGGACACCCCCAAUGUCUGUCUCACACUGGAGAUGGUGGUAGCGAGCAGAUGCCCGAAGCUGUCUGAUCGUGGCCUGCGCGUGCUAGCUCAGUGUUGUCCUGAGUUACGGCACCUUGAAGUGGCAGGCUGUUAUAACAUUUCUAACGAGGCAGUCUUUGAUGUUGUGUCCCGGUGUCCUAACCUUGAGCACCUGGAUGUCUCUGGCUGCCCUAAAGUGACAUGUAUAAAUCUGACCCAGGAGAGUUCACUUCCUCUCUCUCCACUCCACGGACAGCAGAUUGGCCUGCGUUAUCUGGACAUGACAGACUGCACAUCUCUGGAGGAUGAAGGCCUACGUGCCAUUGCUCUUCACUGCCCGCUCCUCACUCAUCUCUAUUUGCGCCGCUGCACCUGGCUGACAGAUGAAGCCUUGCGCCAGCUGACUCUUCAUUGCCCUGCACUGCGCCAGCUCAGCCUGAGUGACUGCCAUUUACUGGGUGACUUCGGCUUGCGUGAGGUGGCCCGUAUGGAGGGUCAGCUCCGCCAUCUGAGUGUGGCACACUGCAGCCGCAUCACUGAUGUAGGCAUGCGCUAUGUGGCACGCUACUGUCCACGUCUGCGCUACCUGAAUGCUCGGGGCUGUGAAGGCAUCACGGAUCAGGGCCUAAACCAUCUUGCUCGUGGCUGCCCUAAGCUGCGGGCGCUGGACGUGGGCCGAUGCCCAUUGGUGUCAGACAUGGGACUUGAGGUGUUGGCACGUUGUUGCACUGGGCUCAGACGGCUCAGUCUAAAAGGAUGUGAGAGCGUAACUGGCAGAGGGUUAAAGGCAUUAGCUACAGGAUGUCCUGAACUGCAGAUGCUCAAUGUACAGGAGUGUGAGGUGCCUGCGGAGGUGCUGCGGCUGAUACGACGCCACCGCAGACGCUGUGUGAUUGAACACACCAACCCGGCUUUUUACUGAGCACACAGGGGUCUUCUGACAAGCGGUUUACUUACCGCAGCUUUAUGGUUGAUUGAUCUCAAGCGUGUGCAAGGCUUUAGAUGACAAGGUGUGCAAUAUGUCUGUAAUAAUAAUUACCUUGCCACUACAUUAUGUGUUUAAUAGUAUUUAUCUGAUAAAAAAGGUUACUGCUAUUCUAUCUAAUGUCUAUUGUCUGACUAGUUUUGACAGAUGUUAUGUCACAAAAGCUUUAAUUGAAGUGCCGGGUCUAUGGCAUUACCACUGUUCAAAGGUACUUUUCUUUUGUUUUAAUCUAAUACAUCAAUGUUUUUUUUAAUUAUGUUUUACAUAUUUUUAUGUAUAAUACUGUUUUGUGGUUAUUUGCACUUUAAAAUUCAUAUAUGACUAUAGCGUUGCAUUAAGAAGCUUUUUAAAAACCAUUUUCAAACUUCUUUUGUCUCUUACUAUCAAAUGGGCUGUUGUGCCUUUUAGACCAAUAUAUGUAAAUAACCUCUGUUCUGAUUGGCUUGCUUGUGACAUGUAAAAUAUUAUGGAAAUAUAAGUGAGUGAAUUGGUCACCUUAAGCCACCAUUAGAGUCAACUAUUACAAAGUUGUAGAAAUGUCCAGAUAAGCCUGUGAAUAUUGACUUUAAAUUAGACUUAAACAUCAGUAGCCCAGAUUAAACUGUAAAACCUCUCCGUCCUACGAAAGUCAGGAAGUUUUACAAUUUUACGAAACUUAUUAAACAGAUUAAAAUAGUAUAUAUUUUUUUAUAACAUAUGUUCCUCAAAACAAAAGUCCCUCUCCUUUCUCAUUUCCAGAUCCUUUAAGGUUAGGGAACAACAAAAAAGUUUAGCUGUGUUUUUCUGUGUUUGCCAACAUCCUCUGUUAUAUCAGAAUCAGAAUCAGGUUUAUUGGCCAAGUGUGUUUACACACACAAGGAAUUUGGUUCCAGCUGUUUGUGACUCUUAAAAGUAUAUAUUAGCAUAUGUAAAUGCCUUCAUGGUAGUGAUGUCACAUGCUGACACAGGAUGCAUUUCAGUUUCUAUAUAUUAUAUUAUAUAUCAACGUCAACAUGGUACAACAAACUGAUAAAAAAGCAUGUAACAUCUAGUUUUCUAUAAUAUGUGUCCUUUACAUGCCCCUAAUAAUUAAGGCAAUAAAAGAGCUUGGCUAUAAUCAGUGUUGUAGAGUUGUUGGUUGAAAGGGAUCAGUGAUACGACAAAGUACUGCUGCUACAAAUAAAGGGCUACUUAUUUAACAUG